GCCAAGCAGGUCCUUACUCAACACCUCACACAUGACUGCUCAUACUUAGCUAUUACUUAACCUAGAAGUCCAGUAAUUAAUACAAAAUAACAGUUAGUUCCUAAGAACGACAGCGUGCGUUGCAUUGAAACGUUCAAAGAAAAUUUUCUGUCAUCUUUUGGACUUAAAGUACUUAACAAUAAGAAUUAAUUAAAUGUAAUUAAUACUUUGCUUUUUGUAAAAAGUAACUAAGUGAAUUCGGUUAAAGAAAAAGUGUAAAUGUCACGGCUGUUUAGAUAACACAUUAGUUAAAAGUAAAACGCUAAGAUUUAAGAGAUAUUCAAAAUGUUGUGGGUGUUAGUAUACGCAGUGCUUGUCUUGUCAGUGCUUCUAUGUGCGAAGUGGUGUCUAAAACAUGAUGGAUUUGAGAAAAUACCGGGACCGAAGGGAGUCCUUCUCGUUGAAAAUGCAUUGGAGUUUCUGAUGGAUCCAGUGAAAUUGUUCUAUUACUUCAGAUCGCUGGCAAAUCAGUACAAACACCUGUUCAAGUUAAAACUCGGACCAAAGAUGGUACUUAUUGUACAUAACCCGGAGGAUGUUGAGACCAUAAUAUCUGGAGUAAGUAACAGCAGCAAAGGAUUUCUGUACAGGUUCAUCAAGCCUUGGCUUCAAGAAGGACUGCUUUUGAGUGAUGGUCCAAAAUGGCAGCAUCGUAGAAAAAUUCUCACCCCGACAUUCCACUUCAAUAUCCUGAGACAUUUCUGCUCCGUUCUAGAAGAAAACAGCAGGAAACUUGUAGAGCAACUGGAGUCUGAAGUGGGGAUGCCAAAAACAAAUGUGUCAUCUUAUAUCAUCGAUUUCACUUUGAACUCUAUCUGCGAAACUGCGAUGGGCACAAAAUUGGAUCCAGAAACAAGUGAUGUAGGCAAGCGUUACAAAGACUCUGUACACAAGUUGGGAACACUGUUAGUCCACCGGUCUCAAAGAGUUUGGACCUACCCUGAUUGGGUGUUCUCCCUAACAUCGGCUGGACGGAAACAGAAAGAAGUUUUAGACCUUCUUGGUUCCUUCCGAGAUAAUGUUAUAAACAAGAGAAGAGAGAACAAUAAUAAUAAUUCGCAAACUUUUAUCCUCGAUGAUAAAGAUGAUGAUAUUACUCCUGGCAAGAAAAAGUUGGCGAUGUUAGACUUACUGCUGCAAGCUGAGAAAGAAGGCAUUAUUGAUGCGAAAGGUAUCGGUGAAGAGGUUGACACUUUUAUGUUUGAGGGACAUGAUACAACGGGGACGGCUCUUCAGUUUGCUUUUAUGUUAUUGGCGAAUAACCCAGAAUCACAGGAAAAGGUAGCUGCAGAAUGCUACGAAAUAUUUGGAGAUUCUGACCGUGAGGCUACCAUGAAUGAUCUGGGGAAAAUGAAGUACCUUGAAUGCUGUAUUAAGGAAGCGAUAAGAUUAUACCCACCCGUAGCAUUCAUUAUGAGGAAAAUAGACAAGAAUUUAAAAUUAAAGCAGUAUGAAGUUCCAGCAGGGAUAGACUGUGCCAUUCUUAUUUAUGACUUGCAACGACGCAAUGAUCAGUUCGUGGAGCCCCAACAGUUCCGACCUGAGAGGUUUCUGGUUGAACCCACUUGGCAUCCCUACGCCUACCUGCCUUUCAGUGCCGGUCCUAGAAACUGUAUAGGUCAAAAGUUCGCGAUGAUGGAAAUGAAGCAUUCGCUAUCGGCUGUGAUCCGUCGCUACCGACUGCGGCCGGUGACCAGGCCUGCAGACGUCGUCUUCGUCACCGACUUCAUACUGCGACCCAGAGAUCCCAUCUAUGUACAAUUUCAACACAGGUUUACGUAGAUUUUUUAGUAUGCAUAAUUUGUAAAAUACUAGACUAGUCUUGUGUGAAGCUGUGAAAUAUAAUCAUAUCGUACUGAAUA
Messenger RNA from Pectinophora gossypiella (pink bollworm), 1901 nucleotides. RefSeq names its product cytochrome P450 4C1-like. The coding region runs from base 325 to 1821 and encodes 498 amino acids. The transcript is spliced from 9 exons. NCBI's taxonomy places the organism in Eukaryota, Metazoa, Arthropoda, Insecta, Lepidoptera, Gelechiidae. The record is from RefSeq and is a predicted model, not a curated record. Gene Ontology annotation, molecular function: heme binding; iron ion binding; monooxygenase activity.